Molecule: messenger RNA, 1643 nt
Organism: Ostrinia nubilalis (European corn borer)
Lineage: Eukaryota; Metazoa; Arthropoda; Insecta; Lepidoptera; Crambidae
Product: clavesin-2-like
Exons: 6
Coding region: 461-1342 (293 amino acids)
Cellular component (GO): membrane
Molecular function (GO): phosphatidylinositol bisphosphate binding
Source: RefSeq, a predicted model, not a curated record
AUUUUCGCUGUUCGAAACAAUUGAAUUGCAAUUAGCAAAUAAAUUUUAAAAAUAAACAAAAGACUCGCGAUGUCAAAAAAGGCGCAAUAAUUUUCGCUGUCCCAAACAAUUGAAUGACAAUUACCUAAUAGGUUGUAAUUUAAAAAAUAAAGAAAAGACGCAUUGUGUCAAAAAAGGCGCGAUAAUUUUCAACGUCCGAAACAAUUGAAUGGUAAUUUAGUAUUUAAAGUAACGGCAAGGCGUUGUAGUAACAUACGAGGUUAUUAUGGCGAGUUUUUGAGACGGACCGUGACGCGAACCGGAUUGGUCAUAGUAUAUCGCUAUGAACUUGCGUCGGUGUAGUAGCGAUUAGAUAGUUUUUGUUGUGGAUCGCGCAUGCGCGGGCGCACAAACAAUGCUGUGACACAGUGACGAUUUAUUUGGAUUUUGUUUGACACUGUAGAAGUACCAGGACCCCAUAAUGUACGAGCGGUUCCUGGAAAUAGGCUUCGAGGCCGAGCUUAACACGAAGGAGGACCCUGAGCUGUACGAGCUCGCGUACGAACACUGCCAUGAGGACCUCAACACCAGGGAAGCAUCUAUUGAGGAGCUCCGUUCAAUGAUAUACGAGCGAGGCGAGUGCCUGCCCUUCAGAAUGGAUGACUCGUUUCUGCUGAGGUUCUUGCGAGCCACCAAGUUCAUAGUUCCUAAGGCUCACAGACUGGUAGUUCGAUACUGUGCGUUCAGAGACCAGUACCCAUACCUCUACAAGGAUGUGGACAUGUGGGAACUGGUGAAGGUCAAGGAUGCCUACGAGGGAUCCAUGCUAGACCGCCCUGACGUCGGCAGACUGUCCAUCUUCAGAUUCGGAAUGUGGGACCCCAGCGAGUUCCCUGUGGAAGACCUGGUCCGUGCGGGCAUGCUGAUGAUGGAGAUCGGACUCCGGCAGCCGAAGCUGCAAGUGAUCGGCGGCACCGUCAUCGUGGACUUGGAAGGCAUCACUUUGAGGCACGUGGCUACCUUGACGCCAACUGUGGCGUACCAGAUCGUAGGGCUACUUGGGCUAGCAAUGCCUUGCCGCCUAAAGGCCUGCCACUUCGUCAACUACUCCUGGAUCAUCAACACCUUCAUAUACCUCUUCAAGCGCUUCAUCCCGAGGAAGUCCUGGGACAAAAUCCACUUCCACGGAUACAACUUAAAGUCUUUACAAGAACAUAUCGACCCAGAAUGCCUUCCAGUCAGGUAUGGAGGCACGUGUAGAAAUGUAUCCAAUUUUGGAAUAUGGCUGACUAAGAUCAAGAAGUAUAGGGACAGUACCCUUGAUCAGGAGCUGAAGAAAGUAGGGUAUAUGGUUAAAGAGUGAUUAAGCAGAUUUCUGAUAUAAAAAAGCUGUAAAUAAAAUACAAGAUCUGACAUAUAUUUCUAUGAGACAUCUAUGAAAUCUACAGUAAUUUAUCUGACAAAACAAAAUAAUAAUAAAUAAUAUAAGUUCCUAAAUAACCUAACAACUUUGGACUCGGAAAGUGCUGAAGUAAGUUAUUUAAUUAUGUACAUACAUACUAGCUCUUAUAUUCAUGAACACUGUCAGUUUUAUAACUAAGCGAAUCUAUAGGAAGUUACUUAUUUGCGUCAUCACUUUCUCAAAGAUUAAUUUAAUUGAAAUG